Phaeodactylum tricornutum CCAP 1055/1 is the source of this 1892-nucleotide messenger RNA. RefSeq lists its product with no specific name. The record is from RefSeq and is a predicted model, not a curated record. Lineage: Eukaryota; Bacillariophyta; Bacillariophyceae; Surirellales; Neidiaceae. Bases 1 to 1752 code for a protein of 583 amino acids. The transcript is spliced from 4 exons.
AUGUCGAUUCCAACAUACGGUGCAAAUCAGGGAGCCGAAAUCGAUGCUUACAUUUCGCCAUACGCCAAGGAGGAACCAAUGUCUCUUGAUCCUCCGAAAAUAGCAGUACAAGGUCAAGAAGUUGAGGAUGCGCAAUCGAUAUCAAUUGGUUCAACCUUGCACCGGUCAUCCUCGGAUUUCUGUAAGAGUCAACCGAUUGACGAGCCGAGUCUUCGCCGCGUUAGUAGUCGCCGUAAAGCAGAGCAUCCGUUGAAAACAAGCAAAUCCCCGUCGAGGCCGCCAUCGGCUCAAAAGUUGCGCAAAAACUUCGUCGGCGUUUUGGAGUCUUUCGUCAGACACGUAGCAUCGGUAGAGCCGAAUGUGGUUUCAUGGACUGGCGAUGGUUCCGGUUUCUUCUUGAAUGAGUUAGAGGAUCCCCAAGCUUUGAACGUUGCCAUUUCCAAGUUCUUUUGGUUCACACAGAUGCUGAUCUACAUCUCACUAAUUCAUUUUGGACUUUCAGAUGGACGCUACCCCUCGCUUCGCCGCCAGCUUAAUGUCUAUGGAUUCAAAAAAUAUAAAAGGAGUCACAGAUAUAAGGGAGCAUUUCAUCACCCGUCAAUACACCGCAACAUGACCAAUUGGCAAUCCCUAAUGCUAAAACCCAUUGUCCGUCCAAGUAGAGCUUCUAAAUCGAAGAAUGCGCCAUUUCUUCGGCACGGUAAACCGGUAGAUGAAAAGCCAUCACCAGCAUCACCACCAAAUCGCAUGGGAGAAAAAGCGGCUAUAUCCUCCCUGACGGGAAAGUGUGCACUCGAGAAGCUCAAUAUUCCAAGCUCCGAUGGUUCUUACGCUGGGCUUCCGGUUGUAUCAGGACGGACCGACCGGGCAGCCCUCACGUCAGCCUCAUCAGGAACGGAAGCCGCUUUGGAAGAGUACGGUAUGUACGACAAAUAUCACAACUUGAUUUCAGGAGGCAAUGAAGGUGCAGAUGUGGGGGAAACUGAAGAGACUUCCUUUUCAAUGGAAUAUACCACACCAUCAGAAAUAAAGCCACAAAUAGGAUUGUUUGAUCCUGUUUCGUAUCUCGAAGGGGGCGGGUUUUCCGAGAAGCGAGACCUCCGGACUCUUGCCGAUGCUGCGGAGCUAGCGGCGGCUAAGGGCUGGAAUACCAAUUUGACAAAGUAUUCGCCUGUGAUCCGAGCUGACUGUAAAGAGAACGACACUCCUAUUCACGCAAUAUAUACAAGAGACCUGGGCUCAUUGUGGGACAAGAGUCCCGCUGCCGUGCGAAUGCAGUUUGAUUCAACGACGCCCUUGGUUUCAGCCUCGCCUAUUGAUCCUGGAGUCAGGAAAAAUAUUGGCAAGUAUCCGCAUCCUGGUAUGCCCGACUACUCGCCUUCGUUCAUAACCUCAGUCUUGGAACGAUCUGGAGCUACAUUGUGGACACCGAAUUUUGAUGACAAGGAAAUCGACAUUCCGUCGCCUCCAAUGGAACAGUGGUUCAGUCCCCCUAAAUUUCCAUCUCUUCCCAUGCACAAAUCAUUCAGUCCGGGGAAAAACCUGGAUCUCGAUACACUCGAAACUUACGUCACAAGGAUUGACAUUGAGUCGAAAAAACGCAAAAGAAGCACUGUGCUUUGUUCUCCCCCGUAUCUGUCUCCUGAUUCCCCUACAAUGACUUUUGAAGACUUUUGUAGUGUGUCUAGCGAAAUUUCAUUCUCAACGGAAAGAUUGAGCGGCGAGGCUGAAAUCUGUACGGCAUCUAGCUAGAGAGCUUCCAACCUUGGUGUUGGGUGUUCUUCUUUCAGCAUGCUUUAUAUUUGUGUUUGCCAGAUGGUGCCAACAUCCAAAAUGUUGCCUGUCAAGGACGCGUUCCGCUAAACUUUGAGAUACAAUCUUUCAGUCAGCCC